Engraulis encrasicolus (European anchovy) is the source of this 4909-nucleotide messenger RNA. Its product is annotated as claudin-18-like. The coding region runs from base 218 to 994 and encodes 258 amino acids. The record is from RefSeq and is a predicted model, not a curated record. Gene Ontology annotation, cellular component: plasma membrane; bicellular tight junction. Lineage: Eukaryota; Metazoa; Chordata; Actinopteri; Clupeiformes; Engraulidae. Gene Ontology annotation, biological process: cell adhesion; bicellular tight junction assembly. The transcript has 5 exons. Gene Ontology annotation, molecular function: structural molecule activity.
ACAGCCAGUCAAGCUCGCGAGGCUGCUGCUGCUACUGUAAUACAUCUUUUUGAUUACACCGAAUUCAUAUCGCUAACGGGCGGCUCUAAUUCACCAUUCACACGCUUUCAACAACGACCAAGACACACGGCGAGGACAACAGAGCUGCCAAGCCAAGCGAGGAGAGAGAGACAUAGAGCACAGUACAGUACAGCACAGUACAGUACAGCACAGCAGCAUGGCGGUGACCAUGUGCCAGGUGAUGGGCUUCGUGCUGGGCGUGCUGGGGGUGGCGGGCAUCAUCGCGGCCACCGCCAUGGACCCCUGGAGCACGCAGGACCUGUACGACACCACGGUCACGGCCGUCUACACCUACUCGGGCCUGUGGAGGAGCUGCGUGCGGCAGAGCUCCGGGCUCACCGAGUGCCGGCCAUACUUCACCAUCCUAGGACUGCCAGGUCUGUUCCAGGCUACUAGGGCUCUGAUGAUUGUGGGGAUCGUGCUGGGGGUGAUCGGUGCUUUAAUUUCCAUCUUGGCGCUCAAGUGUAUCAGGAUGGGGAGCAUGGACGACAACAUCAAAGCCACCAUGACAUUAACCUCCGGAGUUCUGUUCGUUCUUUCUGGAAUCUGUGCCAUCGCUGGAGUGUCCAUCUUUGCCAACCUGAUCGUGGUCAACUUCAACUUCACCACCUACUACUCCCCGCAGCUUGGGGAGUCGGGGAUGUUUGGAGGGGCAGGAGGAGGUGGCUUUAGCCCCAUCACCCCACGGUACACGUUUGGGUCGGCGCUGUUUGUGGGCUGGUGUGGCGGAGCGGUGCUGGUGAUUGGAGGAAUCAUCAUGAGCCUGGCCUGCAGAGGGAUGAUGCCCCAGCAGAACGAACCCUACAAGGCUGGCUACAGAGUCCCCUCCCACAGCGCGGUCUACAAGUCAGAAGGGAGGCCCCGCACCGUCUACGACGAGUCUUACCGGGCACACAGCACGACCGGGGGACACACCAAGUUUGACUACGUUUGAUACGGCUCUAGGAUACGUAGGCCUACUGUACGUGUGCUUCACUGUAAGAUGUGAAUGCCGAAGUGUGUACAUACACACAUUUUCCAAUGAAUCAACGAGGGGGAGGGGGGGUAUCACAAUUGCAUUACUGUACGCACGGGUUGUUGAUAUUGUACGAAAGAAGAUAGAUAAGGAUGGUGACAAAUGUUUUUUGUUCUUGUAAUUGUGUUUUCUUUGGCUUGUUUACUUUUUUGUACUUUGUAUUUUUUGUCAUGAAGGAUUUUCUUCUGCCAAUGUAUUACAAUAUAAUAUUCUGGCCGAUAUAUAGGUACGUAGAUAAGAUAUACUUUAACACUUUAAUACUUUACAAUAACUACCCAAAAAAACUUUAUAAACACUUUAUAAAUAAUUAACUAAUUAUCAACAAAAUGUUUAUAAAUGUUUAUAAAUGGGCAAGAAAUACUAUGUUAACACAACAGCACAGCACAGUCUUAUCGGUCCUGGAAGUUUAUCCUCCAAAGACCAGAAGGCAUGAAACCACUUAAAACUCACACAGUAGAAGUUGAUUGCCACUCCACUGUGCUGUUGUAGUUUGGUUCUUACUCAUUUACAAACAUUUGUAAAUGCUUUGUUAAAUGUUAAUCAAAAUUAAAUGUUAAUGACGUGUUUAUUAAGCUUUUUUGGGUAGUUAUUGUAAAGUGUUACCGAUAUGCAUUAUGUGAAUAUCUCAACAUUGUAUCUUUAACAUGAAAAUAAUUUCCAUUUACUGUCUGAAGGUGUGUACACCACUUUUGUUCAUUGACGAUAUUUUUGUAAAUGUAAAUAGUUUUGUUGGCUCUGUGCUUUCAUGAACUGGUAGAGCUGGAGGCACAGCACCUCCAAGGCCUGAUGUGUUAAAACCAGGGCUUUGAACCAGUUCAAGGAACGAAAACGAAAACCAGGAACUUUUUGUAUUUUACAGGGAACAGAAACGAAACCGGAAACUUUAUUAUUUUUUAUGUUCUGGAACGGGAACACUUAUUUAAAAAUAAUGGUAACCGAUUAAUACCGGUUAAUACCGUUCCUCAAAUAAAAUUGAAAAAAGUAACUAUUUUCCUGUGCACGUUACCAUGGAAGAUUCACGUCCUGUGUGACAUCAGACAUUCUCUGACUGAAUGAAGAGAGAGCUGUGGAUUACAAAGUCUCCACUCCGCAUCUUAAAUAAGACAAACCACUGUCAUACAUUUCCAUUGCAUCAUUGUAAGACAUUGCAGAGGAGCGUGUGUAAAGCACACCGAGAAUGUUCUACGUUAUUGGGCAUCCAUGGCCGCUUCAAAUAUGCACAAACUCAAAAUGUCCAUCAUAGCGCUCCCUGUGACCCAAGUCAGCGUGAAGCGUGCAUUUUCAUCAUUGAGGUUUAUUCUCCGCUUCUCCGAUUAGGUCGUCCCUGAAUGACAAAAUUCUGGAGUAUAUUCUUUUCAUCCACUUGAAUGAACAGUUUGGAAUGUAGCUGACUCAUUUGCACUUCCGUCUUUCUUGGUUAAUUAACGUCAGUUAGGCCUAUAGGGAAUAAUCAGCUGACAGGAACGAAAUGAACCGUUCCGGGAACAAUAUUUUUUUGUUCUAACCGGUUCGGGAACGUCAAUUUAUUGGUGGAACUCAUAACCGGAAACGUUAUAAUUCCGUUUCUGUUCGGAACGGAACGUUUGGAAAAAAAUAACGGUUCAAAGCCCUGGUUAAAACGCCCGUUUGACAUGAGGUUGUUUUUAGCUAGCCUGGCUCUCAAGCAGACCCUCUGUGCAUUUCCGCUCAACUUUGUGAGCUCGCACGAGGGUCUGGAAAUCUUAGACGAGCCCGAACGGAAUUUCACAGCCUGUCCAAUCAGAAUCGCGGGGCAGGAUCUGCAUAUACAAGUCAGUGGUUUGAAGUAGUACGUGAUUCAGAAAAAAGCCAUGUGAAUUCUCCAAUCAGGUUGGAGCUGUUUUGAACACACCCACGCCUUUCCAGAGCUAAGCGAUUGACAAUGUUCCAGAUGGUUGGUAACAACCAUCGUGUGAGAGCCAGGUUAGUUUUCAGCCCCCUGGGCACCCAAACACUCACGUCAAGUCACACUGCUGUGGAAAUGUCAUCAUUAGCAUCCCAGAAACGAACAAUGGAAGAGGUAUAGGCAUAUGGCACAAGAGAGUAUGGACACAUUCACAUACCACAUUUUAGUGUGCUUGUUUUUAAUUAUGUCUGUAUGCCUUCAAUCAGGUGUGCCAUAUACCCGGACAAAAAUAAACAUUUGGAAUUGUUUUGUAACUGUACAUACAAAUAUCACAAUAAAUUUGAAACUUGAACUUGAAAAGAAAUGGUUAUCUGAUUAACUCUACCUGUGUACAGUUGUGUAGUAGCACAAUGUGUUUUGGUUGAAUGAUAAUAAGGCUGUUAGCCAGAAGCAUCAGCCGGUUUCAAUCAGUAGUGGUAGGCUAACAUACGGAAAAGAAAAUCAUAGCGAGUUUAUUUUUCUAGUAUCAAGUAAAAAGGCAUCUAGUUAAUCUUAGUCUAAAGGUGCCGGUAUGCUUGCUGCAAGAUACGCGAGCGCGUGCACGAUUCGUUCAUGAACGUGUUAACAUGCGUAUUUAAUGUCAAUUUCGCGCGCGUUGGACACGGCAGCCAAAUGCGUGCGUCAGGUGCAAUAUCUUCAAACUCGCUGGGGCCGAUCGUGAUAGACUGCGCAGUUCCACGCGUGUGCUUGAUAUGAAAACGACAAUGGCAGUUAACUUUUAAGAGUGUCUCGUUGAGUUUGUCCGAAAUUUCAAACAUUUGUGAUCACACUUCCUUGUUGCACUUUGAAAAAGGAGCAUGCACAUACAGGAGUAGUAGCAGUAUUCUUUCCUUGCCCAGGGAGCCCAUCUUUUUGUUUUGUUGUUUUCCUUGCCAUCUGUGUUCCCAAUUUCCGCAUCCCAAUGCUGCGUGCUCUCUGCCCCCUGGAUGAUACCGCCAGUAUUUUGCGUUUUGCAUGUACAGUAAGCAAAAGUAGCCAAUCCGUUGCACUGAAGGACAUGUUGGACGUCUUUGACCCAAUCCCAUCCCAAUACAUAAUGUUUUAGUGUGGUAUAUUAGUGAUGUCACUGCUUUUAGUGAGUAACAUUUGUAAGGACAUACAUUGUCCAUGUUUUAAUGUGUGUGAUUAUUUGAUAGUUUCCUGCUCAGGGACCCCGGAUGCAAAUUAGCUUUGUAGCUAACUCUGGUACUGGAGUUGUCCUGUACAUGGCCCCUGUCAAAUAAACUAAACUAAACAACUAAACUAAACUAAAUUGCCGGUAGUGGGUGGAGGCGUUUUACUGGUGACCCAGUCAUUGUCCGACUCCAUCAGCGCUGACCACAGCUUGGUUUCACAUAGGCUAGUAGCUGCAGUCUGCUGUCACCAUCGAAAGAUUUUGGUCUGCUAUUUCUCACUGAUAUAAAAACAUUUGUAAAUGUUUUGAUACUAAUAAUAUAAUAACUAAUAAACUAAAACAUAUUCAUGCAGUGUUUAUAAAGCUUUUAAGGGGCCAUAACCAUUGAUGGAGUAUCGCCAUUGUCAAAGUGAAAUGGCACUAAGUGGUGGUAGCGAGUGGAGGCACAAGGUGGUGGCAGUCAGGAUAAAGGGCUGGAAAACCCUGAGCAAAUAUGGCCAUUCGAUAACUAGAAGAUAUACUUAUGAUAUAUCCACACCUUAGUCUGAUUAAGUAAACUGUAACUGUGUAAGUGAACUGUAGCCUUCCUCUACUGUGAUCUCAGGUGGGGUGGGGAGGUCUUGAUUACCGGGGAUUCCUGUUUCACACCUUGUUUGCCUUUGUGUUGUGCUUGUUGGGUUUCCCUGCCGUUAAGCAGCUUCGAGUGGCUUUCUGGGGCAUUUCCUUUUCAGUAUACCAAUGUAAAAGAAACCCUUGAGUAUUUGUGAUUAUCUUCUGUAAAGAUAUUGAAUAAAAA